Molecule: messenger RNA, 3213 nt
Organism: Cordyceps militaris CM01
Lineage: Eukaryota; Fungi; Ascomycota; Sordariomycetes; Hypocreales; Cordycipitaceae
Product: putative PH domain-containing protein
Exons: 2
Coding region: 1-3213 (1070 amino acids)
Biological process (GO): phospholipid transport
Cellular component (GO): ERMES complex; endoplasmic reticulum
Molecular function (GO): lipid binding
Source: RefSeq, a predicted model, not a curated record
AUGGGUCCCUGGACGGCCUUGCUGGUGGCGUACCUUAUCGGAGGCGUCACCUUUGUGCCGCUGCUCGUGGGCUUCGUCCUGCUGCACGCGCACUACACCCUGCCCUUUCGCCAUGACCUCGACGGCGUCCCAGACGGGCACCCGGAUAGCGUGGUGCAGGACGGCGACGACACCGCCGCACUCGACGCUCAUCGCGCCAAAGAGCGGGGUGACGGUGGCAGCGGCAGCAGCGACGACGACGGGCGGAACAGGCGGAAAAAGGACAGCGAUGCGGCGGUACACGAAAUGGACGUUGCCGCGGGCUACUUUGCCGUGUGUAGAGAAUAUACGGCCAUGGGCAUCAACGCGAAGCCGAUUGAGAGGUCGACCCCGGUCGGGACCGCCACGGUCGCGCCGCCGAGCCCCAGCGUCUACCAGACCAUGUACCGGAGCAUCUUUGACAGGAAGCCGGUGCAGGGACCGAUUGAAAAUCAUAGCAUGAGCCACCGGCCGAAAAAGGCGGGCAACGUAUUUUAUGUCGUACUCAGACAUGGCCACAUUAUGCUGUUUGACGACGAGGUGCAGCUCGAGGUCCGACACGUCAUCAGCCUCGCUCAUUACGAUAUUAGCAUAUACUCGGGCGGCGACGAGACACCCGAAGGCGAGCUGUUCAUCAAGCGUAACGCCCUGUGCCUGACGCGCCGCGACGCCCUCGCCGACGACGGCGGGCCCGUCGCUAAGCCCUUUUACCUCUUUUCUGAAAAUUGCUCCGCUAAGGAGGACUUUUACUUUGCGUUGCUCAAGAACCAGGAGCAAACCUUUCCUGGCCUCGAGGGCUGCCCGCCGCGGCCCAAGCACUUUGACAUCAAAGACAUCAUCACGCUCGUGCAGCGACUGCAUUCAUCCGAGGAGAAUAUCCACUCGCGCUGGAUUAACGCCUUGCUCGGCCGCCUCUUUCUCAGCGUGUACAGGACCAAGGACCUGGAAAACUUUAUCGCGAGCAAGAUUGCCAAGAAGAUUUCGCGCGUCAAGACGCCCUCGUACCUGACCAACAUUGCCAUUCGCAAAAUUGACACGGGCGAGGCCGCGCCCUUUUUCCAUAACCUGCGCCUCAAAGAGUUCACCGUCGACGGCGAGUGCGUCGUCGAGACGGACAUGCGCUACACCGGCCAGUUCCGCCUCGAAGUCGAGGCCACGGCCAAGAUUGACCUCGGCACGCGCAUCAAAGCGCGCGAGGUCAACCUGGUGCUCGCCCUCGUUAUGCGGCGCAUCGAGGGCCACAUGCUCUUCAAAAUCAAGCCUCCGCCCAGCAACCGCCUCUGGUUGUCGUUUCAGACCAUGCCCAAGAUGGAGCUCGCCAUUGAGCCCGUCGUCAGCAGCCGCCAGAUUACCUACACCGUCAUCCUCCGCCAGAUUGAGAACCGCAUCAAGGAGGUCUUUGCCGAGACCCUGGUCCAGCCGUUUUGGGACGACGUGCCAUUUUUCCGUACAGAGCACAAGCAGUGGCGCGGCGGCAUCUUUGAGGGCGACGACGCGGUUGAGGGCGAGGAGGAUGCCGAGGUGACGCUGCCGCCACCGGCCGUGCCGAUCCCUGAUGGAUACGUCCCUACGGAGACGGCGGUUGACGUCGCGCCAGAGGAACAGGCUGCGGUCGCCACCGAACCGCCGGCCUCGUCGCGACCGGUGGAGAAGAGCCAGGCGAUGCCGACGCUGGAGAACCAGGCGCCGGCGGCAACGGGGCUGUUUGGCCGCCGGCUUGGAACGAGUAAGCUGGGAGCGCACUCACCUGCAGCUGCGUCGGCGGUGAGCCUGGACGCCAAGGGUGCGGCGGCGACGACAUCCCGCUCACCCAACAUCAUCAGGCACAGCAGCGUGGAGCCAGUUGUCGGCACCGAGGCUGCGCAUGCCGACUGGUUCCGGCCUUCGACCUCGCCGCCCGACCAUGCCACGAGCCUCAUUGCCGCGCUGCACUCCAAGGCGCAACAGGAAGCCUCGUCUCCGCUUGUCACACCCGUCGGGUCGCCCGUUAAGUACGCGCGCGGCAAGCCGAGUGAUGCCUCGUCAGUCUCCUCCAAAGAAGACUGUGCUCUUGAUAGCGUCGCCCCCGCGAGCGAGCCGCACAACAAUAGCAACGGCACGAUAACCCCGCCCACGCGCCGCAACACAGUUUCGUCGCACGGAUCGGCAUCCCAUGAAGGCGGCAAUGGCCAGCAUUCCCCCAACGGCAGCACUUUUAGCCAGGCCGGGUCCAUCGGACGCAAGUUCUUUAUGAAGCGCGAAAACACUAACGCAUCCAUCGCCACGACCUCGACGGGUACGAGCGAUGGCGGGUCGAAGCGCAAUAACACAUUGGCAGCUGUAACGAACGUCGCCAACCAGGCCCGGCAGUGGGGCUGGAACGCCAUUCAACGACAAAAGGACGCGCGCCGCCACAGCGAGGCGGCUUCGAGCCAGGUCGACCUCUCGCAGCCCAUGGGUCGCGGGCAGCCGCUGCCGCCACCAGGCAUGCCGCUACCCGGUCCGACCAACGGCAAGACCAAGCUUGUCGCGCCGAUUGCGGUGCCUAAGCGCAAGCCCGUACCGCCGGCGUCGGUCCCCGAGCACGCGGCUGAGACCAUCGACUCGCCCGACAAGAAGCCAGAGCGGCCGCGGACCAGCCACUCGCAGAAGCACGAGGAGGACAGGGACAGGGAUACACGGCCGCCGCUGCCGCAACGACGACGGCGCGCGGCGGCAGGUCAGGCUAUCGUGGAAGAGCCAGAUGCUAGCGUGGAGAAUGUGCUCGUCAUAAGCGCCCCGGACGACUCUGAGCCGCCGACGCCCAUGGACGACGGGGAUGAUGAGUCUCUUUUUGCUCCCGCCCAGGAUGACGGCAAGAUGCUAGCAGCGGCUGACGGCAUUCCGCGGAAACCGGUGCCAGUACCCGUUACCGUUGUCAAGGACGUGGCGGAUCCAGAAGCGGACUCGACGCCCAUCGCCUACCCUGUGCCGCGAUUUAGCGCUACCGAAGCUGGUUCUACCGAGCUCCCCGCCCUGGACGAUGAGGAUCUGCCGCACGAGGAUGGCAAACCGCUCGUGGCAAUGCCGCUGUCGACGACCCCACCAGAGGCGACUGUGGACGAGGAGGACGAUGAUGGGUUCGCGGGGUGGAUGGAUGAGGAUAACGGUCCGGGGACGCCUCCACUCCAGGCAGAGGGUGCGCUGCCUCCGCCGGUGACGAGCCUCGAAAAGUAA